AAGCGUGAUGGAGAUAGAAUUAGGCGGCGGAGGGGAAUUCAAAUCACAUUAUCAACAUGAGUUGUCCAGAAAAUAUCACAGAGCAACCCUCUACGUUUCUGUUCACGUCCGAGUCAGUGGGUGAAGGCCAUCCAGACAAAAUGUGUGACCAGAUCAGUGAUGCUAUCUUGGAUGCUCAUAUCAAACAAGACCCAGAUGCCAAGGUUGCCUGUGAGUGUGUGGCUAAGACAGGGAUGGUGUUGGUGUGUGGGGAAAUCACAUCAGAGGCUGUUGUGGAUUACCAGGAUGUUAUCCGUCAAACUGUCCGUCAGAUUGGCUAUGAUCAGUCAAAGAAAGGCUUUGACUACAAGACGUGUAAUGUGUUGGUGGCUAUCGAGCAGCAGAACCGAGAGGCUCGUAACCAUGUCCACAAGGAGGACACUGAAGAGGAGAUAGCAGCAGGAGAUCAGGGUUUGAUGUUCGGGUACGCCACAGAUGAAACAGAAGAGUGCAUGCCCCUGACUGUUGUACUUGCACACAAACUCAAUGCUAAAGUUGCUGAACUUCGUCGUAAUGGUGGUCUCCCCUGGGCAAGACCAGAUACUAAAACACAGGUGACUGUGGAAUACCGAAUAGACCGAGGAGCAUGUAUUCCCCUGAGGGUGCACACUAUUGUCAUGUCCGUCCAACACAACGAGGAUGUGUGUCUGGACACGCUGAAGAGAGAGCUGAUGGAUAAGGUAGUGAGGGUGGUGGUGCCAGAGACCUACCUAGACCAGGACACCAUCUAUCAUAUACAGCCCUCGGGGAGCUUCAUUGUAGGGGGACCUCAGGGAGAUGCUGGACUAACAGGCAGGAAGAUUAUUGUCGACACGUAUGGGGGCUGGGGUGCCCAUGGGGGUGGGGCCUUCUCAGGGAAGGAUUGCAGUAAGGUAGAUCGCUGUGCAGCAUAUGCAGCGAGGUGGGUGGCGAAGUCGCUGGUCAAGGCAGGUUUAUGUCGCAGAGCUCUAGUUCAGAUUUCUUAUGCAAUUGGUAUUACUGAGCCGCUAUCAGUCACUAUAUUCAGCUAUGGAACAGCCUCAAAAUCUGAGAAGGACUUACUGAAAAUUGUGAAGGAGAACUUUGACCUGCGCCCUGGGAGAAUCAUCAAAGAGCUGGAUCUGAAGCGACCAAUUUACCAGAGAACGGCUGCGUAUGGCCACUUUGGCAGGCCAGAAUUCUCGUGGGAAAUCCCCAAAACACUUGUUUACUAACAUUUCUUGUUAUCCUUUAAGCUCAGAUGUAAAAUUCAUCGCACAGUCAGAGUCACAUUGAUUUAUGAGGUCAGUUGGAUGUGUACAUAUUCAAGAUUUGCUCGCAGUGCUCAUGGUUGUUCAUUAAAAAAGAUAAUAGUGGAAAACUGUGACUAUCCCGGCCAUUGUAGUGUUACCUCUGAUCUUAUUCGUAUUAAUUUGGAUAUCAAGUCUUGAAUUGUAAAGAAACUUCAAGUAAAUGCGAAAUUUUCUUAAAAUGUGGCAUGGUAUGUUAAAAGUUGUCUCCUCACAAAACAUUAGGUUACAGUGUGUCUGGUUAAUCAGCUUGUUGAGAUCCAGAUUUACUCCAUCAACUGAUCAUUGUCAAACUUCAUGUACACAGCACUUACACAUGUACAUUCAAGAAGGGGAGGCCCUUCAUGCCUGUUGUCUUUGGCAUGAUACUUCAGUUGUGACAGGACUUGCCCUGCCUCAAGAAGACACAGUAUAUGCACACGCACGUCAUUAUAUGACUGAAAGUUGUUAAGUAUGAAGUCAAACCCCAAUCAUGCGUACAUCCAGUGAGAAUAUGCUUUUGUUUUUCCGAUGUAGCCCACAUCUGUUAUUAAACAUCUUUAACAAGGUAUAUACUUGAUAUUCUAUGUUCUUAUCUAAUAGUGAAAUUGAUCUCAGACUUCGUACAAACAUCCCUAAGCGGGGCCUCCAUGACUCAGUUGGUUAAAGCGCUAGCGCAGCGUAAUGACCGUAAGGAGUCUCUCACCAAUGCUGUCGCUGUGAGUUCAAGUCCAGCUCAUGCUGGCUUCCUCUCCGGCCGUAUGUGAGAAGGUAUGUGAGAAGGUAUGUCAGCAACCUGCGGAUGGUCGUGGGUUUCCCCCGGGCUCUGCCCGGUUUCCACCCACCAUAAUGCUGGCCGCCGUCGUAUAAGUGAAAUAUUCUUGAGUACGGCGUAAAACACGAAUCCAAAAAAAAAAAAAACAUCACUAAACAGUUAAGGAGCCUAAUAUUUGAAACUCAACAGGUUCAGCGCAUAUUAAUUGUCUUAAUGAGUUAUUCUAGUCUAAUCAUCGCAUAUUUUUUUCUGAUCUACUAAUCCAAUUGUUCUCAACGCUGGUGCACAGCUCAGUCAACCAACCUACAAAAAAAGUGAUAUCAUAAAUUCAGCACAUAUUAUGCAGUUGCAUAUAAAUUACCUUUAAAAGUUUUUUUAUGAUUUAUGUUUAAGUUAAACCAUGCAGGUUAUCCACUAUUUUGUUAAGAUACAGCAUAUUUCGAGUGAGUUGUAUGAAAUGAAACUGAUCGCCCCUCUUAAAUUCUAUGGGCUACUGCAAGUGUAAUAUAUAACAUCACACUAUACAUACACCAAAUUUCGUGACAAACAACUGAUGAGGAGGUGUGUAUCUCUAAUAAAAUUAUUUCACACUGUCGGAUAAUCUCAGUUCUCUGCAUUCAGUUUUGUCUGCUGUUCACUGCAGUAUGAUAACAGCUAAACUUGUUCAGAGCUAGCCAAGUCACAUCUAAUGAAGUCAGAUGAAUAAAAGUUGUGCUGUUGGUGUCUAAUUAAUUAGACUUUUUACUGUUCUGUACAUAUAUGUGGAUGUGUAUCAUUGCUGUUUUUUCUAGUUUGUUGUGUUCAAAGUAAAAGGCUUAUCUCAAGGGCAGAUUUACGCUGUUUUGCUCACCAGUCUGUAAAGUGGUUGACACUGUCAUUACCUGACAGCUCUAUCCGACCAUUUACUACUUAUCUGACAUUGUCUGACAACUCUAUCCAACCAUUUACUACUUAUCUGGCAUUAUCUGACAACUCUAUCCAACCAUUUACUACUUAUCUGACAUUAUCUGACACCUCCAUCCAACCAUUUACUGCUUAUCUGACAUUAUCUGACAACUCUAUCCAACCAUUUACUACUUAUCUGACAUUAUCUGACAACUCUAUCUGACCACUUACUACUUAUCUGACAACUCUGUCCGACCAUUUACUACUUAUCUGACAACUCUAUCUGACCACUUACUAUUUAUCUGACAACUCUAUCCAACCAUUUACUACUUAUCUGACAUUAUCUGACAACUCUAUCCGACCGUUUACUACUUAUCUGACAUUAUCUGACAACUCUAUCCGACCAUUUACUACUUAUCUGACAUUAUCUGACACCUCCAUCCAACCAUUUACUACUUAUCUGACAUUAUCUGACGCCUCUAUCCAACCAUUUACUACUUAUCUGACAUCUGACAACUCUGUCCAACCGUUUACUACUUAUCUGACAUUAUCUGACAACUCUAUCCAUCCAUUUACUACUUAUCUGACAUUAUCUGACACCUCUAUCCAACCAUUUACUACUUAUCUGACAUUAUCUGACAACUCUGUCCAACCAUUUACUACUUAUCUGACAUUAUCUGACAACUCUAUCCAACCAUUUACUACUUAUCUGACAUUAUCUGACACCUCCAUCCAACCAUUUACUACUUAUCUGACAUUAUCUGACAACUCUAUCCAACCAUUUACUACUUAUCUGACAUUAUCUGACAACUCUAUCUGACUACUUAUCUGACAACUCUAUCCAACCAUUUACUACUUAUCUGACAACUCUGUCCGACCAUUUACUACUUAUCUAACAUUAUCUGACAACUCUAUCCCGACCAUUUACUGCUUACCUGACAUUAUCUGACAACUCUAUCUGACCAUUUACCACUUUAUUUUAUGAGCUGUACUUAUGAUGCUUUUUUUUUUAUGAGACUGCUCAUAGACAUGUCUAAAUUUGUCUUUUUUGUUAUUUCAGUUAUUUCUCUCAAACUAAUAAAGUCUUAAACCUAAAAAAAUAUGUGCCAUUAAAGUAUAGAACUUCUUGUAAACAAAGGGUUAAUUGAUGUUAUGUAUGUUAGCCAGUCCUAUACUCUGUAGUCAUAAAGGUGACUUUGUGUAAUGCAUUCUGCGUCAAACUGAGUUUCAUUGACUUUGUUUAUGCAAAAGCAUAAGAUUCUAACCAUUGGUUAACCGCGAGUAACCAUGAGUUACUCAUUCUACGGUAGAGAGAAAAGUGAUAAAAUGAGUGCCUUAUAUCGGAUCUGUAUAUCUGCAUGGAAUAAGCUAGUAGUAUUGAUAUCGGAAGCGGGAUUUCGUAAUCUUUCAUUUGAUUGGUAAAACUAAGCCUAUCCCUGUUACAAUUGAUAUCCUCUAGCUGUUUCUCAGUCAAUCUACCAUCAUAAUUUGCUGGUAACGGUAGACAUAGUUAAAAAAUAAUAAUGAAGAAAACAUUAUUUUGAUUUUAACACCUAUUAAUGAUGUACUGUCUUAUUACAUGAGUAAAACACCAAUCAAAUAAAUAAAUAUUACUUAAAGGGUUAAAUCUUAAUGAAAUGUUAUAAACAAAUGAAUAAAUAUUGCUUAAGCCCUAGAUGCUUUUGAUACUUGUUAUUCAUGUUGUGAAGUGGUGUUUGACUGAGGAUUUUCAGUGUAUGUUGAAGUUUAAAUCCAGUAGAGGUGGAGCCUGUUUGUUGAAGUGUACAAGUAACAUGGUACACAAAUAAUAAUCCAAGUCACACAAAAAUGUAAAUACUCGGUUUUAUUUUAGAUCUGAUGUUGGAAUCUGUUUAAGGACUUCAAACAAACUAUUUAUGGAACAUAACCACAUAUUUUUGUUAUGUUGAACAGCUGGCAGUUUGUGUUUACAUCUGUUUUUAUUUCGUACACUGUAACAUUUUGUUUUCCUUUUUCAUUCUUUUUAAUGAGAUACACAUAUUCAAAUCCUGUUAUGUUAUAUAUUAUUGAAAGCAAAGAGGAAUGACAAGAAUAUCAAAUGUCUGAAUUUGAUUAAAAUCAGUAUUUCUUGUUCGUAACUUUUUUAUGUUAAUCUUAUUUCCAACAGUGUUUUAUUCUUGGCCUAAAAAAGUAGGUUUUGUUGCUGAAUUUGAUUGUUUGAUUCCCCUGUAUUUGUAUUGCAGGUGCCUCAAGUGCAGAGAAAUAAUUCACAUAUUGUAUUUACUGUAUUUGA
This is a messenger RNA of Liolophura sinensis, 5218 nucleotides long. Its product is annotated as S-adenosylmethionine synthase-like. The record is from RefSeq and is a predicted model, not a curated record. The transcript has 8 exons. Lineage: Eukaryota; Metazoa; Mollusca; Polyplacophora; Chitonida; Chitonidae. Bases 57 to 1232 code for a protein of 391 amino acids. Gene Ontology annotation, molecular function: methionine adenosyltransferase activity; ATP binding. Gene Ontology annotation, biological process: S-adenosylmethionine biosynthetic process.